GGAGGAUAGAAGAAAGUUAAAUAUCUAACAAAAACAACAAAACGUUGUUCCAUAAAUAUCUUGCAAUUUGUAGACUUUCAAGCUUUAACACGUCUCAUAAACUUUGAAAUGGAAUGGGCCAAACCAGCGCGAGAAAAUCGAGCAGUUUCGUUUCUUGCUCUUGUGUUUCAGUGAUAAUAAAACAAAAUUGCAUGCGUUGCGCUUGCGUCCUAGUGAGAAGACCCCUUUCGUUUUCCAUUCCUCUUACGAUACACCAGGGUACUCUUUUUUCUUGCAGGCGUUUUCUUAGCUAAACCGCAAGUUCCGCCGGAUGUAACGAUUAUUUACGUCAUCAAAUUACACGUCAAUCGGCACGUCAAGAUCUUUCCCCUCCAAUCAUAUCGUCGUAUUUAGCAUUCAAUGUCACGUGACUAAAUAGAUCAAAACAAAGACAGAACGACCAAAAACAUAGCAGUCCUUUCGCGGCAGAUUUUGGCAAAACUCUUGAUAAACCUUCCUUGAAAUCAAAUUUCUCUUCUGAUUUCGCCAAAGAGAAGUUCACAGAAAGAUGGGAAGGAUCUUUUUGGAUCACCCAGGCGGGUCUAAGCUGUAUUCCUGUGCGAAUUGUGACACAGUUUUGACGAAUCGCUCCGAGCUAAUUUCGAUGCGAUUCACAGGGGCCACUGGAAGAGCAUUUCUAUUUCACAAAGUGGUAAAUCUGUCGUACAGUGAAGUCCAAGACAGAGUUAUGCUAACAGGGAGGCACAUGGUGCGGGAUGUUUCUUGCAAAAAUUGCGACACAAAACUUGGCUGGAUGUAUGAAUAUGCCACGGAAGAAAACCAAAGAUACAAGGAGGGUCGUGUCAUUCUGGAACGUGCUCUGGUCACUGAGAGCGAAGGGAUUGAAGAAAUUGGUGACUGAUUUUGGGCAUCAUAAAGUAUAUAUAGUAUAGGUUAUAUGCUGUUAGUAUACAGCACACUAUAUAAUUUUGCAAAAAACUUUUUGUACCCAUAUAAUGCUGAGCAUUACUUUAAUUAAUCUUUUACUGUCAAAGCUCUCAGAAUCAUAAGCAAUGGAACCAGGUGUGCACCUAGGUUUUGCUGAGGUGUGCGCAGUUUUGUAUUAUCUGGGCCUGCUUCGUACCCAGGCGCUUACUGGCGUGGUCAGACUAAGCACGCAAGGGUGCUUCUCGCGUUGACCCUUCCCUUGGUCCUUUGCGGCAGCGCUAAACCUUCCCAAGGCUCAUUGCGCUCACUAGUAUUCACUUGUUUUUACUGACUUAAGACGCCUGGGUAUGAGGCAAGGCGUGGCCAGGAUUUUUAACAGGAGGGGGGGGGGGCAAAAGGCCCUUUCAGGCAUUUUCUCCUGUAUUUUAGAUAAUGUCUCAUACAUUUACUGUAUUUUGGGGGCCCUGGGCCACCCCCUUGGCUAUGCCUUGCCUAUUCUGCAGUAAGAAAUUAUCCACUUUUUGAUAGGAAAGGGAAAGUGUUCAAAGUAUGCGCCUGACAACAUAUUUCCAUUUACUGUUUUUUUUCAUAUAUUUUUAACAGUUGGGGUCCCUCAGUAAUUCUCAGAUAUUUUGCUUAAACUUCUUUAAGAUCAAUUUAAAAAAAAUCAUCAUCAGAAACGAUGUUAACACAAUCUGUGUUUCCACCCCAUUGCUGUCUAUCCCAUUUUUUAAUCCACAAAGCUUUUCUUCAAAGGGUUAUGUUAGCUUUGCAGUGACAGACAUUGCUAGUGAGUUCUAUGACUAGUGUAUAAAUUCGUUACCUGGAAACCAGGAUGGCGACUUGUAGGGCAGCGAAAUGCCCUCAUGUUUUUAGCAUGGCCAUAAAGGCCAGGGUAUAGUUAUUAUGCAUAUCGUUUGCCCAGACUCACAAUUGCUGCAUAUCAUACUCGUUUUGUAAAAUAUUGUAAAUAGGAUGCAAAAUUCACAUGGACUUUUAAUUCCCUGAGAAUUGUAGAAUUAAAUUACAAUAGGUUAUUAAAACACUAUGAAAGAGUCUGAAUGUAAACAUAA
Messenger RNA from Nematostella vectensis (starlet sea anemone), 2000 nucleotides. Its product is annotated as protein yippee-like 5. Lineage: Eukaryota; Metazoa; Cnidaria; Anthozoa; Actiniaria; Edwardsiidae. The record is from RefSeq and is a predicted model, not a curated record. The transcript is spliced from 6 exons. Bases 548 to 901 code for a protein of 117 amino acids.